Messenger RNA from Spizellomyces punctatus DAOM BR117, 1615 nucleotides. RefSeq lists its product as uncharacterized. The record is from RefSeq and is a predicted model, not a curated record. Gene Ontology annotation, cellular component: Set1C/COMPASS complex. Gene Ontology annotation, molecular function: protein binding. The transcript has 11 exons. Bases 186 to 1472 code for a protein of 428 amino acids. Lineage: Eukaryota; Fungi; Chytridiomycota; Chytridiomycetes; Spizellomycetales; Spizellomycetaceae.
CUUUUCCCCCCACAGAUACAGAUAUCAUCAUCAGAGCUUGGAGAUCUCAACGAUCGCAAUUGUGAUUGAGCGUAGAAUUCCCGCCAGAUCUGUUUCCGUGCGUGCUAGCCUUUGGAGACCGCACAAAGUGGCCUCUUUUUUGUUGACUUGCAGUCUGGCCCACUGGCAGACCGCAUGGGGGCAACAUGAAUUUGGAGCUGCUUGAUCCCUUCGGUCAGCAUAUUCCAGAGGUCAUUGCAUACAAGCUCACUAGCGAGGACAGUGCAGUAUGCUGCUCUUUCAACUACCAGGGUAACCUCCUGGCUGCGGGGUCCGUCAGGGGAGUGUGCACUAUAUGGGACAUGGAUACACGAGGCAUAGCGAGAACGCUAACAGGACACGUACAUUCCAUAAAUUCGGUCAGUUGGUCACGAUCUGGACGAUAUAUUUUGACCGCGUCGUCGGAUUGGAAUGGUAUAUAUUGGGAUUUGAUGGAUGGGUCAAGAGCAAGAACGAUUCGAUUCGACUGCCCUGUCAUUUCAGCUCAAAUGCAUCCCUUGAACACCAAUCUCUUUGUUGCGCUGUUGCAUGGUGGUUCAGCAGUCUGCGUUCGGCUUUCUGAGAAUCUCGGGGGGAAGAUAGAGCGAUUCGAUUUUCCCGCUGCAUUUGAGGCCUCUGGUGAACUCCUCAAGGCUUGGGAUGAACGGUGCACGGCUGUGUGUUUUGCUCCAUAUGGGAAUAAUGUCUUCAUCGGGAGCCAUAAAGGCAGCAUCGUUGUGCUGAACACAGAAACUCUCAAGGUUUGCAAUGUCAUUCGGGCCACUAGUACUGGAAUUCGAGGGAUGCAUUUUGACGCAAAGGGCCGGGACCUUGUCGUGAAUUCGAAUGACAAAACAAUAAGGGUUUUCAUUGUGGAACAAGAUGCGGAUACUAUAGUAUUGGACAAUGAACAGAAAUUUUUGGACUCAGUGAACCGAAGCCAAUGGGCAAAAUGCUGCUUCAGCGCUGACGGGGAAUAUGUCAUCGGAGGAUCAACCGCUAAGCAUACGCAUCAUAUCUACCUGUGGAACAGGCACAUUGGAAAUUUAAUCAGAAUGCUCGAGGGGGAGAAAGACGGAUUAGUGGACGUUGCGGCGCAUCCAUUUAAACCGAUGUUGGCCUCCAUAGGAUUGUCUGGAAUCAUUUACAUUUGGUCCGCCAGUUAUGUACAAAAAUACUCGGCAUUGGCGCCAGACUUUGAAGAAAUGGAGGAUAAUGAAGAAUAUGAUGAACGGGAGAGUGAGUUUGAUGAAAAUGAAGAACCAGAGAAGCGUGCGGUACAGGAAGAAGACACCGGUGAAGAAAUAGACGUGGUCACCAUCACGCCAGUCAAUGUGUUUGACGACGGGAAUGACCCAAACGCAUUCGUUCUACCGGUGGAUACGAGUGUAAAGCAGGAAAGCCCAACAGAUGAAAAUAGCGAUGACAUAUGGCGAUGGUAUAUCCCGGUGUAAUUGUAUAAAGUAGGCCAACAAAUCCCUUGACUCUACUCUGAUGAAUACGGCAUAGUGCUCUUGUCCAGAUUGUCGCAUUUUACUCCUUCCAGUUUUAAACAGCAGAAAUGUAUCCAGGUGAACCACAAUAUAAGCGGCACAAG